Messenger RNA from Anguilla rostrata (American eel), 4560 nucleotides. RefSeq names its product A disintegrin and metalloproteinase with thrombospondin motifs 17-like. The record is from RefSeq and is a predicted model, not a curated record. Gene Ontology annotation, cellular component: extracellular matrix. The transcript has 23 exons. NCBI's taxonomy places the organism in Eukaryota, Metazoa, Chordata, Actinopteri, Anguilliformes, Anguillidae. Gene Ontology annotation, biological process: extracellular matrix organization; proteolysis. Gene Ontology annotation, molecular function: metalloendopeptidase activity. The coding region runs from base 209 to 3562 and encodes 1117 amino acids.
CAGUCCCAGAAAUCCGUUUUCGUGCUGUACUUUAACCAAUCGCACUGAGCGAGAGGUGGUCCUAAACCCAGACUGGGGUCUUUUAAUAACAGGUUUAGUUUGGCUGCAGUAGGCUAGUUUAAAUUUGCGGACUUGUUUUAGAACUUUGUCAGGGUCCCAGUGGUCAGUACAUUCAGUACUGAAGCCGUGGCUCGGCGUUUUCUUUGCUAUGACUGACAGCUAUAUUUUCCAAGUCAUAUUGUCUGUUGUUCUCUUUAGCGCCAGACCAAGUGCUACGACGGCGAACAAUGGGGACGAAACGGAAAUGGUUGUACCGCUGGCGUUAUCCCGGAGCGAGUUUCACCUCCUCCAGGACGCGUCUGGGCGAAGUUGGAACAGACGCAGACAGCGCUCUAAUGCCGAGUCGGAAGUCCUUCAGUCUGACAAGAACGACGUGUUUCUUUUGUUGCCGGCUUUCGGCAAAGAACUGUAUUUACAUGUCAAAAGAGAUGCCAGAUUUCUUUCGGACCGUUUUGCCAUCGAAGAAAAGAACGAAGACGGUACCAUACGGCUGGCCAAUGUUUCUGAUGACCAGCUCUGCUUUUACACCGGGGAAGUUCUCAAUUACACAAACUCUUUGGCAUCUCUCCGCAUUUGUGGUGGUGGCCUGACAGGCCUGGUAAGAGCAGGAAAUGACAUCAUGUUUAUCGAGCCUGUGGGAGACGGGCAGGACUUCUUCUCUGGCGUGGAGCACAGGGUGGUCCGACAGAGACGACUCCCCACAUCCAGCUCUCCUGCCUUAAAGGCACACCCCAAAUACUGUCAGCCUGUGUCAGGAAGGAGGAAGCGAGAGACCCACAGGCGACCCCAUAACAGCACCGCCCCGCUGAGCGGGGAGUUCACGCUGGAGACGGUGGUGGUGGCCGACGCAGACAUGGUGCAGUACCAUGGUGCUAAGGCAGCACGGAGGUUCAUCCUCACCGUCAUGAACAUGGUUCACAGCAUGUUUCAGCACCAGAGCCUGGGUUUUCCCAUCAAUGUCCGCCUCAGCAAACUGCUGCUGCUGCCCAGCCGCCCAGAGAGCCUGAAGAUCGGGCAUCAUGGAGAGCGCUCCCUCCACAGCUUCUGCCGCUGGCAGCACCAAGAGUAUGGUGAUGCCCGUAACCUGGGAAACAACCAGAUUCCUGGAGGAAGGGAUGGCCUGCCUGCGGUGGACAUAGCUAUUCUCAUUACCCGGACAGACUUUUGUGUCCUUAAAGACGAGCCUUGCGACACCGUGGGAAUUGCCUACCUGGGAGGGACCUGCAGCCCUAAGAGGAGGUGUGUGCUGGUGGAAGACAAUGGUUUCAACCUGCCCUUCACCAUUACCCACGAGCUGGGCCACAGCCUGGGCGUAAGCCACGACGACGACCACGCCUCCUGCACCAGCCACUCCCACAUCAUGUCCGGGGAGUGGGUCAAGGGCCGCAACCCCAGCAACCUGUCCUGGUCCCCCUGUAGCUCUGACGACCUGGAGAAGUUCCUCAGGUCGGAAGCCAGUGCCUGCCUGCUGCAGACGGACCCGCACGGUCACACCGCCACUCGCCGGCCCUCCAAACUCCCCGGCAUGCACUACAGCCCUGAAGAGCAGUGCCAGAUCCUGUUUGGCACCAAUGCCACAUUCUGCACAGCCAUGGAGCACCUGAUGUGCGCAGGCCUGUGGUGUCUGGUGGAGGGGGUGGAGUCCUGUCAAACCAAACUGGACCCCCCUCUGGAAGGGACAGAGUGUGGCACUGACAAGUGGUGCAGGGACGGGAGCUGUGUCAGUAAGGCUCCUCUCCCCCAGCAUGCUGAUGGUGACUGGGGCCCCUGGAGCUCCUGGAGCACCUGUAGCCGCACCUGUGGGACUGGCGCCCGCUUCCGGCAGAGGAAGUGCGACAACCCGCCCCCAGGCCCCACGGGCAGGCCCUGCCAGGGUGGCAGCGUUGAGCAGCAGGCCUGCCAGGGGCCUCCGUGUGCCAAGGGCCUGCCCACCUUCAGAGACCAGCAGUGCCAGUCACACGCCCUUAAGCACAGCAGGGACAUGUGGAUGGCCAUCAUCAAUGACGAGAAGCCCUGUGCCCUGUUCUGCUCCCCUGUGGGGCAGGACGCACCGGUCCUGGUGGCGGAGCGGGUUCUGGAUGGGACGCCCUGCGGGCCCUAUGAGACAGACCUGUGUGUGAGCGGCCUGUGCCUGCCGGUUGGCUGCGAUGAGAUCAUUGGCUCAUUGGCUGAGGAGGAUCACUGCGGUGUUUGCGGAGGUGACGGCCAGUCCUGUGAGGUGGUAAAGGGACACUUCAAUCAAAGCACAGGAAACGGGUACACUGAGGCUGUGGUCAUCCCGGUCGGUGCAUGGAGGGUCAAAGUAGAGGAGAAUGUGCCAUCGCAAGGCUUCCUAGCCCUAAAAGACUCUAGUAAUGGCUCCAUCAACAGCGACUGGAAGAUUGAGCUGCCUGGGGAAUUUGAACUGGCAGGAACCAUGGUCCGCUAUGUGAGGAGGGGCCUUUGGGAAAAAAUGUCCGCCAAGGGACCCACAAAGAUGCCCUUGCACCUCAUGGUGCUGCUCUUCCAUGACCAGGCCUACAGUAUCCAAUACGAGUACACAAUCUCCCUCAAUCGCUCGCUGUCUAAGGAUGCAGAACCUCCAGGUCGCCAGCAGGGGGAGCCAGAGCUGCAGGAGGAGCCGGGGCUCCUGUACGUCUGGGUCCACAGCCGCUGGGAGGACUGCAGCGUCCAUUGUGGAGGAGGGGAGAAGAAGACAGUUGUUUCUUGUGCAGUGGUCAUCAACAAGACUCUGACUGUGGUCAAUGACAGCUACUGCCGCCUGGAGUACCGGCCGCCUCCCGAGAUCAGACGCUGCCACACCCAGCCGUGCCCCGCCCAGUGGAUGCCAGGUGAGUGGGGGGCCUGCUCCGUUACCUGUGGGGCGGGGCUGCAGGUGCGGGAGGUGGGCUGCGUGUCCCAGCUGCAGAAUGGUUCCUACACCUGGACCCUGGAUUGGCCCUGCUCCGGACCCAAACCCCCGUCCGCACAGAGCUGUGACCAGCCCAGCUGCCCUCCCCAAUGGGAGACGUCUGAGUGGACUAAGUGCUCCUCAAAAUGUGGGCGUGGCACCCAUAGGCGCACUGUCACCUGUACCGGCCCACAGGACAUGUGUGACUCCGCCUCCCGGCCCACAGAGGAGGAGCCCUGUGAGGACCACUCCCACUGCAAUGAGUGGAAGACUGGAGAGUGGUCAAAGUGCUCAUCAACUUGUGGCAGGGGCCAUCAAUCCAGGGUUGUCCAGUGUAUGCAUAAAGUGACUGGACGCCAUGGAAACGACUGUCCAAUAUAUUUCAAGCCCUCAACCUCCAGACGUUGCAGCCAGGAACCAUGCAUAAAAAACAUGAAUAAUAUCAGAUUCCCCAGGCUGGUGGCUUUGACCCAGCGCUGUGUGCGGGACCGCUGGUCCGGUCUGUGCCAGGUAGUCCGGGAGAAGCGACUCUGCCAGGACAGGAGAUGGCAGCAGGACUGCUGCCAAACCUGCCAGGACAUCACCACAGACGCCACCCCCCGAAACGGCUAACGGCGCUCACCGGCCGUGCUGCAUCGCCCAGACUCUAUCUUCCGUCAUCAUUAGUAUGCUAAUUUAAACAAAAUAACCCAGAAGCACGAGACAUUGGACAUUGGAGUCGCUUCCCAAAAGUCACCUAAGAUUAGAGGCCUGGGUUCGUGCAGUAACCGUGGACAGAGAAACAGGAACACUCAGGUCCUACAGCUUGCACACGCUCAGAGGAACUCCAGCUAUUACAUGAAGAAUUGAACAGAGAAUCAUGCAUCUUUCCUGGCUCAGUCUAGGUCAUGCCACUGUUCCCAUUCACAGACUGGGACUGAGAUGGAUAGAGAAGGUCAUGGACAGACGGGCAGGGAGGCAGGUGUGGGAGAGAGCAGGGUUCACUGGGGGGGGAUGGGGCACUCCCACUCCCACUCCCACAGAAUUGUUCUCCAGGUUGAUUACUGUUCGACCGGAAUGAUAUUUACUGGAGAAAAUUAUCUUCGACAGCAGCUGGGCUGUACCUCGCAGUGUGUUGAUGUGGAGCCCCACCCACACUGGUGCAGUGUGGUACCAUGGGUAAUGAACUGAGUACAUACCCAGGUGGCUGUGGGUUUGGUCACAUGGACCGCUGCUCGUUUUGGCCUUGCAUAAGGCACACAACCUCUGUUACUCCCACUGUUUUUGGUGCUGCUUAUUAUAGUUUUUUAUUAUUAAUACUAAAUGGCACCUUACCUAUUGGUUCAUUUCUUUACCACUGUUGCCAUUUACUUUUCUAUUAUUAAUCCAAAAUGUUUUGAUAUCCAUGUACUGUAAGACUUCAGCUGCACAGAUCAUUUGGAUAUAAAAUGCUCAUGAAGAUCUAUGGUGCUGAUUUGGUUCAGCUGAAAAUUUUUGUAUUAAAUGCAGGAAAUAUUUGUAUAAUCCAGAGAUAUAACCAUUUUGUCAGUUAAUGUAAACAGUAUUGUUUACAAUUUUUGUACUUGCAUACAUGGACUGUUGUAAAGUAAAAUAGUCAUGCUUUUAGAAAA